AUGACUGAUUCAUCCUCAUAUCAAUAUAGCAUUAAUGAAGGCUAGUAUGAAGCUAAAAUAGGGGAGAAACUGAAAAACAAUUAAUAUUAAAUAAUCAAAUGGUUAGGAGAUGGAACAUUCUCAAAGGUGUGGUUAGCGAAAGAUUUAUUAAGUUCGGUUCAUUAUGCUCUCAAGAUAUAAAGUUCAUAAUAUUCCGAUGCAGCCAUGGAAGAAAUAGAAAUUUUAAAAAUUUUGAAUUAAAAUGAAAAUUCACCUUAAUGGAUUAACAUUUAAAAGAAUUUCAUUGGGAAUUAACCAUCAACGCAUUGUGUAAAAAUGAUUGAUUCUUUUGUUCAUGUUGCUGAUGAAACCCUGUAUUAUUGUGUAGUGAUGGAAAUAUUGGGACCAACUCUAUUGGAUUUAAUCAGAUUUUACGAAAAGAAACAUUCUAGCAUAAGCAUCUAAUUAGGGAAGGAGAUAACCAAAUAAAUAUUGAUUGGAUUGAUUUAUUCUCAUGAUGCAUGCUAAAUUAUUCACACUGACAUAAAACCAGAAAACAUCAUGAUUGAGUUAAAUGAACAAUAAUUAAAGUAGUUAAUUAAUGAAAAUGAGUCUGAAGAGUAGAUAAAAAAAGUUAAAUUGAAUAAUAUAAAUGUUGGCGAUACUUUUGUAUGGAAUGAGAAUGUGAUAAUUAAUGUAAACACUGACCUUAAAUUUAAAUUAGUUGAUUUUGGAAAUGCUUGUCAAACUAAUUAAUAAUUUGAGGAAAUUCAAACUAAGGAAUAUAAAUCUCCUGAAUCUAUUAUUUAAGCUAAAUAUUAAACAAAUACAGAUAUUUGGUCAUUAGCAUGUGUAAUUUUUGAAAUCUUGACAAACAAUUACUUAUUUCAACCAGAAGGAGACACUGAAGAAGAAGAAAUGGAUGAUCUCUUAGCUAUGAUGAUAGAGUUGAUUGGAAUUCCUUCUUAAAGUUUCUUGAAUAAAGGCUAAAGAAGUUCGUUAUAUUUUGAAUCUGAUGGGAAUUUAAAAAGAAUCAAAGAAUUGCAAAAGGUCAAUCUAAGUAGUACAUUAAUUAAAGAAUACAAUUUUGACAAAAAUGAAGCGCAGAAGUUAGAAGAUUUUAUUCUCUUUGCGCUAAAAUGGGAUCCACUUGAGAGGCCAUCUUCUCAAAUCAUGUUCUUUCAUCCUUGGCUUCGAUAAUGA
Paramecium tetraurelia is the source of this 1182-nucleotide messenger RNA. RefSeq lists its product as uncharacterized. NCBI's taxonomy places the organism in Eukaryota, Ciliophora, Oligohymenophorea, Peniculida, Parameciidae. The transcript is spliced from 5 exons. The record is from RefSeq and is a predicted model, not a curated record. Gene Ontology annotation, molecular function: protein kinase activity; ATP binding. Gene Ontology annotation, biological process: spliceosomal complex assembly; regulation of mRNA processing; protein phosphorylation.